AUGAAACCGGCGACGGUGGAUACGGUGUGCAUCGUUGGCAACGCGUCCGUUGCCAUCGGGCUCGGUAGUCACGUGCUGUUCGUGAACUUGAAAACAUCGGCCGAAUCGUACUAUUUGGCCGAUUCGGCUCAAGCAGGCAACGGAGUCGCGUGUAUUGCUGGCCACAAACUUUUUCCUAUACUUGCUUUCGCGGAAUGCUGUCUUAAGCCACGUAUCUUUCUCAUAUCCUAUCCGGCGUUCGCCGUAUUGUCGGUGCUCGAUGGAGAUCAAACCCAAUGCUCCUAUACUGCACUGUGCUUUUCGGAGAGCGAGCUGCUCGUGGCGCUCACUGGUGUGCCGGAUUAUUCGCUGGAGGUAUACGCUUGGCGCAGCAAGGAGCUGCUGUGCAAAAAACCAUCCUCCAUCUACUCCGACCAGCAGCGGUUGAUCUGCAGUCCGUCGGCCGUCUUUGCCGUUUGUCAGUAUGCGAGCCGGAAAGCGGAGUUGAAGUUGUGGGAAGUACAUGGCAACAUCCGGCUGAGUCGCCUGAUUGAACGGUCCAUCGUGCUGGAGAUGCCAAAGGAUCAGUUACCGUUCGGUGUCACUUUUCUGAUCGAUGGAAAUCUGGCUAUUAUAACACAAAAGGCCAAAAUAUCGAUCGUAUCAUCAUCGAGCGGACAGAUUAUACAAACCAUUAAUGCGGAGGAUGCUGAUGCCACGGAAGCGGAAUUUAUUCCGUUCAUAUUUUACUGUAAAGGAGGUUUGUUUGCUAGCGCACCGGAGGGACACGUGAAAUUCUAUCGGAAACAGAAGGGUACCUGGAAUAUGCUCUGGUCGACGCUUGCCGAUGCAUCCUAUGCCCAGCUAGUGCACUAUUCCGCCUCAGAGGGUCUCCUGGGCAUCACGACUAACGGUGUCAUUAUGCGUACCGUCCUGGAUUAUGAUGUGCGUAAUGUGGAGUUCCGCUCGCUAAAAGAUUUAGACAUAGGCUAUGGCCACUGUGCCGGAGUAACGCGUUCUGUAAAACGGAUGGUAGGUGUCAAGGCAGACGGCACGAUUCGGUUGAUGAAUUUCGAUGCAGGAAUCGUUGCCUCGACACUCGACGUCGGUCAGCUACGGUGCAUUGCAAAUCACCCAGUGCACCCAUUGCUAGUGGUUGGCACUGAUGCCGGAGUAAUUCAAAUAAUUGUCAUCAAAGACGGAGAACAGGCGAUUGUAACUGGCAGGUUGCACCUAUCUCGCCAUUCGAUUCAAUUACUGAAGUUUGCCGUUGUCGAUGGCAACUAUUUUGCUGCACUUGACAAAGAAGGUAAUUUCGCUAUUCUGGAGAUUAAUCCUUCCUUCGGAGUAAACGUAGUACAGGUAUUCAAACACCGGCACGAUCUACGGGAACUGUUAUUCUGGUGUAGCAGCGAGGAGGUAUUGAUCGUUGAACCCAUCCAGCCUAACAGCGUUAUCAGCUUCAAGGAAAUCGAAAUCGUCGUAAAGCAGCGUUCCCUGGAGGAGGCUACUAAAACUGUGAUCAUACUGCCUAAUGAAUACACUCGGAUUGUGCCAAAGGCAUCCUCCAACUUGGAGUUUCUGCUGUACGGACAUCGUGUCCGAUCGAACACUGUCGAUGUUCUGGAACUGAAACGAUCCGAAGGGAUGCUUAGCGUUAUCGUAAGGAGUAGUUUCUCGACGCCGCAAUCAGCACUCCACCUUGAGCUCGGUGUGGAUGAUCGUUAUCUGUAUGCUUGGUCACUGGAUGGAAGGAUCGCAUUGUAUGAUGCAUUAGACGAGAAGCUACUAUGCAGUUUAAUGUUUGAUGGGCGUUAUAAUGGAGGAGUACGUCAUGUUUCUUUGGACGUGAAGAAUGAGUUUCUAACUAUCCUUUGCCAUGGUGGGUUGCUAAUUUGCUUGAAGCUGCAAAAAAGCUUCGGUCGAAGCUCUGUGAGACCGUCCCAGGAUACCAUUAAGGCAUUUGAGCGAACACUAUGUGAGCCCGAAAAUACGGCAGAUAAGCUAUCAGUAGCUACGGCGCUACCCGAUGAUAAUCUUCCCUGGGUUGAACGGGAUGAGCAGACCCGAAGCCAAGAAAAGGGGAAAGUAUUCGAACCGGAACAUGAAGCCAUAUUUAGCGAGUUUGUUGAGAUCAAGCAACAACUUAAACAGCUGGUCGAUCGCAACGAAACGGUUCCACCGGAAGAAAGGUUUUCACUGCAGGAAUUUAACCUUAACACGGAAGCAACUGAAGCAAUGACACAGAAGGCGAAUGAAGAGCGGAACGAAGAGAAAUUGCGUCUCCAGAAAUACAUUGUAUCGGAAGGUACCAUUAACCAGCAGCUAAUCGACAAUUGUUGGGCAACUAUGAGCAAAAAACCUCUGAAAAUUAGAUCAAUGUUUAAGCAUUCAUUUGUGGAAAACUAUGCCAUGCUACCAACUAACGAGCUGCGGCACUAUCUGGACAAGGUACGCGUAUAUCGUGAAACGGAGCUAAUGGCCAGCCAUGACGCUUUACUUCCGUGGAAGCCUACGCCAACGUAUCAGUUGGAAUCGAUCCUCAAUCGUGACCCGGACUACGGUAACGUGCUGGACAAUUUGGCUCGUGCCUCGAUCAAGAAAUCGUACGCUUUGUCCGGUACCACGACUCAUCGCUUCUUCGAUCCUUACCCGUUGCGAUACGACCAGCUAGAGGUGGUAACGUUCGAGCAGCUCUACUUUGAGCUGAUUUGUGGCGAUGUGAGUUUCCUUACUUUACGUGUACUGUUUAAUGACAAGUUCGAAAAGAUCAAAACCUUGAAAGAGGAAGAGAUGGACCUCGUAUUGAAGCGCAAUGCUAGGGCAACGUACGUACAGCAGGAGCUGGUUCUGAUAGGCCAGUUGAUGGGUGAUCGCUGUGUGGUCGAAGUGACGAACAUCGAAGAUCCCCGGUACGAACCUGAUGAGCGUCCGGAAACCAUUAUUCGUACAGAGGAUUCGGAAGUACCGGCGGCACCGUACAUUAGCCCGAGUGUUGAACGAUUGCUUGAGCUGGAAGAACUUGAGCGGGAACGACGCAGACAGGAGUUACUUGCGGACGAUUUCAAGGCACGUGCCCUGGUGACCAUGAUGGACGGUGUGCUAGAGCACCGGUGGGAGGAUGAGAUCAAGAAGAGUCUACCGCUGCCACAGUGUCUGGAAAUUGGAAAAGAACCGCAGCACUACAACGAAACAGACAUUCGCGAGGUUAAGGAGUAUGAAGAGGCUAGUGCAGUGUUGCAUCAAGAUCGUCUUCGCUAUCGUCAGAUGCUGCAAGAAGAGUUUCAGGAGCUUGCCGCAAGUCUGGAUCAGCAGAUCAAGCGAUUCAAUACGGCGGUCGCAAAGCUGACGUUGGAGAAAAUCAUUAUCGAGUCGGCCAUCCGGCAGGAGGAGAUGCGCAUUCUAAGAGCUACUCUGUACAACCAUUCGAGAAUGAUCUAUGAGGCAAACGCCGAUCGUUUAAGGGAACAGAUCGACCGGACGGCUAAGUACAUUGACACGCUCACUGAGAUGGCGAAUGAGUUCCAGGAGAAGGCGGCCGACUACCGGAACACGUACGAUACGCUGCGGGCGAAGGAUCGUUUGCUGGAUAAACAGUUCAAGAUCAACUUUUCUGACACCGCCCAGUCAGCGUUAGUCGAUCAGGCAUACAAAAUAUUCAAACGCAGACCGAAAACUCAGCUACGAUCGAUCGUAACCGUGUCGGUGUUUCAGGAUAUGGCAAAGCGGAUUGUCGCCAAAAAGACAGCAGGUACACACGGCAAUCUGUUACUACCACGCGAGUGCCAGGAUUAUCUCGGACACUGUGAGACUCUUGAUCAACCGACCAACUGCCCGGCAGGCAUGGAUGCCAGCCUGUGGCAAACGCUGACCAAAAUGCGACGGAUCAAAAUCGAAAGCGAAUUUAGGCUCAAAAGUUGUGAGUUAAUGUUGUCGGAUGCUGAAGCAGCCAUUGGUGCGCUGCAACGGGAGAUAACGAAUAAACGGAGCGUCCUUACGGCCUUUGAACAAAGCUUGGAAGAGCUACAAAAUGAGAGAUUCGAGGCCGCCACCAACCGUACGGUGCAGCUGGUGAUGAAGCGUGGUUGGAUCGAAAUACAGCAGACUGGCCGAACUACCGACUUUGCCAACUGUGUGCUGAUCCAUCGGACCGAUGUUGAAGACAUCAACGCCAUCAUUCGGCGCGCCGGUGCCAAGAAGCUCAAUGCCAUGGUAAAUGCGGCGCUGUUCCGCCGUAAGAUCAUCUACCAGGAGUGGGAGCACCGGGCGUUGAAGCUACAGCUGCGCGAUCUGCGUGAUCAGCUGGCAACGGUCGAGAAGUGCAAGAUCACCAAGGAGGUGCAGAGCUGGCUGAAAAUGAAGGGUAUGAAGCGAACGGAAGACCUUAGUCAGCUGGCGCUUGAGAAGAAAAUACGCAAUGCGGUGCAGAACGAGGAAGAACUGUUGAUGGAACUGAAAACCUCGCUGGAGGAUAUCGAGCAGCGUAUCGCGGUGAAACGUAAGGAGAAUAAGCUGCUCGAUCAGGAGACACGUGCUCUGAACAUUGACGUUACCGAGCAGCAUUUGCAGCGUGACACGGAGCUAGAACAGACGGAGCAAAAGGCCACCCAGGACCGUAUGGCGGCCAUCGUUGAGCGGGCUCGGUUGGUGCGGUUGGUGCAAGCUCAGCAUACGCACAUCCUCGAGCUCGGUACGAUGUUGGAGUUGCAGCGAUUGAAGACCUACCCUACACUGACGGCAUCGACCAGUGUGAUGACGCACAAUGCCCACCAUUUGCUUAGCAACUAG
This is a messenger RNA of Anopheles darlingi, 4767 nucleotides long. RefSeq names its product cilia- and flagella-associated protein 43. Gene Ontology annotation, molecular function: protein binding. The transcript has 12 exons. Bases 1 to 4767 code for a protein of 1588 amino acids. NCBI's taxonomy places the organism in Eukaryota, Metazoa, Arthropoda, Insecta, Diptera, Culicidae. Gene Ontology annotation, biological process: cilium assembly. The record is from RefSeq and is a predicted model, not a curated record. Gene Ontology annotation, cellular component: axoneme.